AUGGCGAUCGUCGCGGCAGAAACAGGAUGGCGACAAAAGAAGGAGGGACAGGAGAGGGAUUUUUUCAAAACUGUUCAGUGCUCAGUGCAGCGUGAAUUGAACGGUUGCACUGAAUACGAGUAUGACAACAAUGCUGUGUAUAAUGAUCGGUACAAUGCCGCUUGUAUAGUGGAUGGCGAGGUGCGGGAGAUUGUCCACCAGGCUGCGCCACGAGCGGGCGACGCGCGCACAUGCCGGCCUGACCACCCGAGCUCACAACUCCGCGUACUGUCGAAGUGUUCGCACACAUGCCCGCUGCUCCAGGAUUGUUCGUCUAUAAUGAACGAGGAAGAGCUGGACCAAUUUAACAUCCAUGUGGCUAGGUACCGUCCUGAAGAGCUCACCAAGCUCACGAAGACCACCAAGUUCACCCGGAAGGAGAUCCAACUCAUAUACAGAGGGUUUAAGCAGGAAUGCCCGACUGGAAUGGUUGAUGAAGAAUCAUUCAAACAUAUUUUUUCCCAGUUCUUCCCACAAGGAGAUGCAAGUCAGUACGCGCACUAUGUGUUCAACACGAUCAAACAUAACCAGACAGGCAAGAUCAGUUUUUGA
Messenger RNA from Homalodisca vitripennis (glassy-winged sharpshooter), 591 nucleotides. RefSeq names its product Kv channel-interacting protein 4-like. Gene Ontology annotation, molecular function: calcium ion binding. The record is from RefSeq and is a predicted model, not a curated record. The transcript has 6 exons. Bases 1 to 591 code for a protein of 196 amino acids. NCBI's taxonomy places the organism in Eukaryota, Metazoa, Arthropoda, Insecta, Hemiptera, Cicadellidae.